GAGAGAGAGAGAGAGAGAGAGAGAGAGAGAGAGAGAGAGUAAAUGGUGAGGAAAUGAGUUCCAUGAGGCAAAGCAUCUUGAUGGCCUUAACUGUGACAGUGAACAAAUACGCUUCUUCCAACGUUCAAGCCGUUCGUAGAAACGAUUCCAAAGCUGGUUCGGUAACCGCAAACGCAAACGCGGAUUUUGGACCGCAAAGGCGGAAUUUCCUCCUCUCUUCUUCGUUUCUCGCAGCCGUUAACGCACGCGACCAGCUCCUCCAAAAAUAUCUGAAGAAGUCUGAUGAGAACAAAGCCAAGAAUGACAAAGAGAGGCUGGAGAGUUACUACAAAAGGAAUUACAAAGACUACUUUGAGUUCGUAGAAGGAUCUAUAAAAGGAAAGAGGGAAGAAGAGCUCACCCAGUCAGAGAAAAGCAUCCUUGAUUGGCUCAAAUCCAACAAAUGAUUCUUAACUUGUAAUUUCUCUAUAUAUUUUUAUUUUGUUUUUUGUUUAUAGAUUCAAACACCCACGUAUAAUUAUCAAAAUAUUCUUGGUAUUUUCACUUUGCAGUUGAGAAGCUAUGUGUUGACAUUUUCGUUUGGAAAGUGAUGUUUCCCCUA
Molecule: messenger RNA, 601 nt
Organism: Tarenaya hassleriana
Lineage: Eukaryota; Viridiplantae; Streptophyta; Magnoliopsida; Brassicales; Cleomaceae
Exons: 4
Coding region: 54-446 (130 amino acids)
Source: RefSeq, a predicted model, not a curated record